AUGUCUGAAAACAAACAAGAGUCCGCUUUACAUACCGUUGGCUUCGAUGCUAGAUUCCCAAACCAAAACCAAACUAAACAUUGCUGGCAAUCAUAUGUUGACUACCACAAGUGUAUCAACUUGAAAGGUGAAGAUUUUGCUCCUUGUAAAGUAUUCUGGAAGACUUAUUCUUCUCUAUGUCCAGUUGAUUGGAUUGAAAAAUGGGAUGAACAAAGAGAAAAGGGUAUCUUUGCUGGUGACGUCGACCAUGCUUGA
Molecule: messenger RNA, 255 nt
Organism: Vanderwaltozyma polyspora DSM 70294
Lineage: Eukaryota; Fungi; Ascomycota; Saccharomycetes; Saccharomycetales; Saccharomycetaceae
Product: cytochrome c oxidase subunit 6B family protein
Exons: 1
Coding region: 1-255 (84 amino acids)
Cellular component (GO): mitochondrion; respiratory chain complex IV
Source: RefSeq, a predicted model, not a curated record